AUGGGAAUCGGAAUCGUGGGCCUCGGAAUGGCAGCCGUGGUCUCCGACAAAGUGGGCAGACGGUGGUCUUUCAUCGUCUUCUCCGUACCCUCAGUGGCUAACUACAUCGUGCUUUACUAUGCGAGGAGUGCAGUCGCCUUCAUGCUGUCCAGGUUCCUAGCAGGUACCGCUAUGGGCGCUAUGUUCGCUCUAAAGUUAUGCGUACCUUCAGAAUAUGCUGGGCCGAAGACGAGAGCGAUGUUCCUCAACAUGAUAUCCACAUUAGCGCCCUCUGUGGGCAGUUGUGUGGCCCACGCCCUCGGAAUAGUUUUGCACUGGCGGAUAGUAGCUCUGAUCGGAGUUAUACCGGCAGUUGUUGGGAUAUUUCUUCCAUAUUUCUGGGUGGAAAGCCCCCACUGGUUGGCUUCGAAAGGCAGAUUCGAUGAAUGUGAGGAUUCGUUCAGGAAGCUGCACGAUACCACCGCAAACACGGAAGCAGAACUUGAGUUAUUGCUCAAAGUUGAAAGGACAAAACAGCAGAAGGCGAUAGAAUCUGACACCAUGAAGACAUCGGAGAAAAUUAAGAUAGCGUGCAGGAAGAAAUACUUCUGGGAUUUGAUGUUGCUGAGCGUUUUCAUCUCAGCUUUUCUGGCUUCGGCUGGGAAGUUGGCGUUCAGCACUCUAGCUGUUACAAUUAUAUCCGGAAUGACGGGUCCGGAGAACAUAUUCAUAUUUACAAUGGUUGUGGAUAUUUGUGUGAUUUUCGGCGCUAUAGCUUCCUGCAUUUUGAUCAGGAAAAUAUCCAUGAGAUCUAUGCUGUUCACGACAGGUUCCAUCGGUAUUAUAGUAUUAGUUUCUUUAAGCGCCUGUUUGUAUUUUAAAACUGAUUCCGUUUAUUUCAAAUGGGCAAACGUUGGCUUACUUAGUUUGUAUUUCUUCAUUGUUAAGUCCGGCCCGUAUCCUAUACUCGAGGCAUUAUUGGGCGAGAUAUAUCCGAUAGAGUUAAAGGUCUAUUUCUUCUUUUUCUCUGGAACCAUUUUAAUGACGGCAGUUACUUUAUCUGUGUUUUUACUACCUUUGAUGGUGAGUUUGAUGGGCUACCAUGGAAUGUUUUUAACGAACGCCGGCAUUAUGUGCCUCAGCUUGGGAUACAUCUGGAUAAGAUUGCCGGAAACAAAAGGGCGGACGCUACAGGAGAUAGAAAUUUAUUUCAAAACAAAGAACCAUAAGAUAGAAGAGGUAUUAACCAAUGAGCAAAUGAAAAAUUUGAUUUAG
Pararge aegeria (speckled wood butterfly) is the source of this 1254-nucleotide messenger RNA. RefSeq names its product sugar transporter ERD6-like 6. Gene Ontology annotation, cellular component: membrane. The record is from RefSeq and is a predicted model, not a curated record. Bases 1 to 1254 code for a protein of 417 amino acids. Gene Ontology annotation, biological process: transmembrane transport. Lineage: Eukaryota; Metazoa; Arthropoda; Insecta; Lepidoptera; Nymphalidae. Gene Ontology annotation, molecular function: transmembrane transporter activity. The transcript has 2 exons.